This is a messenger RNA of Anoplophora glabripennis (Asian longhorned beetle), 1517 nucleotides long. Its product is annotated as glyceraldehyde-3-phosphate dehydrogenase 2. Gene Ontology annotation, molecular function: oxidoreductase activity, acting on the aldehyde or oxo group of donors, NAD or NADP as acceptor; NADP binding; NAD binding. The record is from RefSeq and is a predicted model, not a curated record. Bases 89 to 1090 code for a protein of 333 amino acids. NCBI's taxonomy places the organism in Eukaryota, Metazoa, Arthropoda, Insecta, Coleoptera, Cerambycidae. Gene Ontology annotation, biological process: glucose metabolic process. The transcript is spliced from 5 exons.
UUUUUAUGUCGACGUUUGCCCUUCAAAUGACAUUUUGUAGUUGCUGUGUGUGAGUAACUGAUUAAAUUUUUCUUAAAACUAAAUCAAGAUGGUGAAAAUUGGAAUCAACGGUUUUGGAAGAAUUGGACGUUUGGUCCUCCGAGCAUCUAUUGAACGUGGAGCAGAAGUAGUAGCUGUAAAUGAUCCCUUCCUUGAUGUUGAUUAUAUGGUGUAUCUCUUCAAAUUUGAUUCAACCCAUGGACGUUACAAGGGUUGUGUGUCAUCUGAUGGAAAGAACUUGGUAGUCGAUGGCAAAAAAAUUGCUGUAUUCCAAGAAAGAGAUCCCAAGGCCAUUCCAUGGGGACAGUCGGGCGCUGAUUACGUUGUUGAAUCUACCGGAGUAUUCACAACCAUUGAAAAGGCUUCUGCUCACUUGGCUGGUGGAGCAAAGAAGGUUAUCAUCUCUGCUCCUUCAGCUGAUGCUCCUAUGUAUGUCUGUGGUGUUAACCUUGAUGCUUACAACCCAGCUGACAAGGUCAUUUCAAAUGCUUCAUGCACAACAAAUUGUUUGGCUCCCUUGGCCAAGGUCAUCCAUGACAACUUUGAGAUCGUUGAGGGUCUUAUGACCACAGUACAUGCCACCACUGCAACUCAGAAGACUGUGGACGGACCUUCUGGAAAAUUGUGGCGUGAUGGUCGUGGCGCUGGACAAAACAUCAUUCCUGCCUCCACUGGAGCCGCUAAAGCAGUCGGGAAGGUCAUUCCUGCCCUUAAUGGCAAACUUACUGGCAUGGCUUUCCGUGUACCACUAGCCAAUGUAUCUGUUGUCGAUCUGACAGUACGUCUGGGCAAAGGGGCCUCGUACGAUGAAAUCAAAGCCAAAGUUAAGGAGGCCGCCGAGGGUGACCUCAAGGGAAUCUUGGGUUACACAGAUGAAGAAGUUGUCUCAUCCGAUUUCAUUGGUGACACACAUUCUUCCAUCUUUGACGCAAAGGCUGGAAUUUCUUUGAAUCAAAACUUCGUCAAACUCAUCUCUUGGUAUGACAAUGAAUACGGUUACUCCACCAGGGUCAUCGACUUGAUUAAAUACAUUUCCACUAAAGAUGCCUAAGUAUUAUGUGUGACAGUGAAUGUAAUUCGUCUGUGGCUGAUCACAGAAAUUUCUUUUUAAACGGAACUUUUUAGUAGUUCUGCAUUGCAAAAAAUUGUCCAGUGUACUCUUCAUCGUGUAUUUUUAUUUAUGUAUUUGUUUAGAUUAGCUACAUUAAUUAAAAGUUGGAAAAUUUUUUAUUCUUUGUUAUCCGGUCCACUCACCUAAUUCCAGUUCCACUUAAUUUUCGAGCGUUUUGCUGAAAUCUUCCUUUUAUAAUAUUUGAUUUUCGUCAUUUCCUGAACUGCGUUCCUAGUUCCAAUUCAGUAAGAUUUGUUUUCCUUGCUCGAUAUCGAGUUCCAUUAUCUCGUCCCUAUUCCUCUUUGUAUCCUUAUUCAUUUUUUAUUGAUGUCCACAAUACUAACUAAAAUAAAGUUAUUAGCAUCGG